AUGGAUGAUUUGUGGAAUGAAGCAUGGGAUUCUUUGAUUCAAGAGGUGCAGAGGGAAGCCGACGAGGAGGAUGAGGCGGCGGCGGCGAUCCCUCGUGAGAUUCGUCAUCUUCGGACACUUCCACGAGACCAUGUCGGAGCGGCUGAGCGGCUUAUGGCAGACUACUUUAGCGCUAACCCCCGUUACCCAGCUGAGAUUUUCCGUCGGCGUUUCAGAAUGUCGCGACCGCUCUUCACCCAUAUAGCGACGACAUUGGCGGACCGUUUUGUAAGGGCAUGCGGGAAGUCUUUUAGUCCGGAGUUCCUACGAAAGCCAACCUCUGAUAAGUGCCAGAGACUGCUUGAUAUGCACGGUGCGGUGCACAGUUUCCCAGGGAUGAUGGGCAACAUUGAAUGCAUGCAUUGGGAGUGGAAAAACUGUCCGGUGGCGUGGAAAGGCCAGUUCACUACUGGUUUCAAAAGCAAACAUCCUUCGAUGAUCCUGGAAGCCGUUGCUGACUAUUGUUUGCGGAUCUGGCAUGCGUAUUUUGGUGUUGCAGGUUCGAAUAACGACAUCAACAUUCUGCAGUCGUCGCCUCUCUUUAAUGAUAAGUGCCGGAGAGAGGGUCCAGAGAUCAGUUUCGUAACAAACGGCACGCAGUAUCGCAUGGGAUACUAUUUGGCAGAUGGAAUAUACCCUCGUUGGUCCGUAUUCGUCAAGACACUUCGCCAACCGGCUGGAGCGAGGAGACAAUAUUUUGCGCGAAAACAAGAGGCCGCUAGGAAAGAUGUUGAGCGAGCUUUUGGUGUGCUCCAAUCGCGAUGGGCCAUUAUACGCUGCCCGGCACGAGUUUGGCACGAAGAUGAUGUCGCGAAUAUUAUGUUAGCGUGUAUCAUAUUGCACAAUAUGAUAAUAGAAGAUGAAGGAUUUGCUGCAGAACGUUGGGCACCGGAAGAUGGUGCAAGUACAAGUCACGGCGUUGCCACCGCGCCGAUACAGAUGGGUGUACCACAUAGUAAUGAAUAUCUGAUCCAACGUCUCGCUGAUAUACGCAUGAGCACAUCACAUGACCAACUCCAGGUCGAUUUGAUUGAAGAGGUCUGGGCUCGUAGGGGAGGCGGCGUAGCGUGA
This is a messenger RNA of Salvia hispanica, 1110 nucleotides long. Lineage: Eukaryota; Viridiplantae; Streptophyta; Magnoliopsida; Lamiales; Lamiaceae. The record is from RefSeq and is a predicted model, not a curated record.